AAAAUAUCUGGCCAUGGCUACUGUGAGUAUUCAGUUCAAAUAUUAUAUUGACUUGUUGACAAACAAGUUUAUUUUAUUCAUGUUUUCAUAAAGGUUUUUUGCAUCAAAUGUUGCAGCUGCAGGUAAUUAAUAAUAAUUUUAGUAAGAAAAUAAAUUAAUAAUGUGAGUGCAUUUUGGCAAUUUGCCAAAUCUGGUUACAAAAUGAAUGCGUUGUCAAGAUAAAUUGUGAAUAUAAUGCACUUAUUAGAAUCAAUAAUGCAUUGGUAGAAUGAAUUAUCAAUAUUACUAACAGGCUUUUAUCAGUCAAAAAGUAUGGGAAUAUAAUUAGAAUGAUUUCGUUGUAUUUUUACAAUACCUGAUUAAGCACCUGAGUGAAUCGACUCUACUCAAAAAGCUAAUUUUUAUAAAAAUGGGUUACUGUAGGCUCUUCCAAAGUUCUACGAAUACCAGCCACCUGUAAACAUAUCUUUUGUCUGCAUAAAUUAGACAAUAAAGUUUAUUGCCAGCCGGUGACACUGCAUUAUGAAUUUAAAAUUGCGAAUUAUGAAUAAUUACCGACGCUGUCGCGAAUAAAAGGAGUUGUCUUAUAGCAACGUUUGUAUUUCAUCAAAAUGAAACACAAACUACUGCAGAAGUUGCUAGUAAGACACAUUUCGAAUUUUUGUAAGUACAAUCUAUUAAAUUACGCAUUGCAACAGCAGCUAAACAAUAAUAAAAUAAUAUAAUCUACUAUUUUCUAACUUCCUUUAAGUUUGUAUUAAAUUAAAAGUAAACAGUUUAUAGCAAAUGUCUCUUCCUAAGAUAAAAAUUUUUUUAGGAACCUUCGAAUAUUUUCCACUGAAAUGAUAAACUUAAAAUAUACAUUGACCUAUCCUUCUGAUUUUAUUGAACCAUCAUUUAAUCAUUAAUUGGAUUAAUCGUUCCAAUAUCCAAGAAUUCAUUUCAUUUACAAUGUCACUCCUUCCAUCACUAAUUUAUUUUUGUUUACUGAGCGUGUUUACUUGUGCCUCAGAUACGCCUAUAAUUGGGAUAUUAACCCAAGAAAAGUACCUAGUGGAGAAAUAUUUGCCGGAAAAUGAUAAGAGUUUCAUAGUGGCUUCGUAUGUGAAAUUUCUCGAAAGCGCCGGAGCACGUGUAAUACCCAUUUGGAUAGGUCAAGAUAGAGAUUAUUACGAAAGGGUGGUUAAUUAUACAAACGGAAUCCUUUUUCCUGGUGGUGGUACAUAUUUCACUGAAGAUAACGGAUACGGAGUGGCUGCGAAGCAAAUAUACCAUUUAGCUAUAAAAUCGAAUACAAAAGGCACUUAUUAUCCCAUAUUUGGAAUAUGCUUGGGUAUGCAAGUGUUGUUUUUUGCGGAUGUGGGUAACGAUAUUAGAAUCCAACGAUCUUUAAAAUACAUUGCAGUGGCGUUGAAUUUCACUGAAGGUCACGAAACUAGCAGGCUAUUUUCCAACGCUCCCCGGCAAAUUCUUCAAAUACUAAAAUCGAAAAACGUUACGCAUAAUUUACACGGUUUUUCCAUAACCGUGGAGAAAUUAAAAGACUUAAAUAUACUCGGAAAGUGGAGAAUUCUGGCUACGAAUGUAGGAGAGGACGACAAGGAGUUCAUUUCCGCUGUAGAGCAUAAAGACUAUCCGAUAUAUGGGGUGCAGUUUCAUCCGGAGAAAAAUAUCUACGAAUUCAAGGAAAACGUUGGGAUACCCCAUACGGUGGACGCGAUCAAGUCGGCGCAGUAUUUCGCUAAUUUUUUUGUAGACGAAUGCAGGAAAAAUAACAACACUUUUCCAAGUGAGAAAAUCGAAAAGGAAAGUUUGAUUUAUAAUUUUCAUCCUUUGUAUACAGGAAUACAGGAUUCCUUGUACAUGCAGCUGUACGGUUUUACCAAAGAUGAUUAUAGAAACCACCUGCUUCUCUAAAUUUUGAAUAAUCAUUUUAUUUAACAUGUUCGUACCAGUAUGUUGUUUUAGUUGAAUUAUUUAUUGAUGUUAUUUAAUAUUAUUGUAGGAUAUUUAAAUGAAUAAAUUUACCUUUUUUGACUGUAUUUAUCUGCUAUAAUUAAAUAUACUCUAAUUUAUACAUAGAUUUUACUUUUUGAGAAAUAAUUUUUAGAGCAUAGAAGUUGAGG
Messenger RNA from Phyllotreta striolata, 2126 nucleotides. NCBI's taxonomy places the organism in Eukaryota, Metazoa, Arthropoda, Insecta, Coleoptera, Chrysomelidae. The record is from the annotation of a GenBank genome assembly.